AGGGAACGUAUCCCACAACGAUAAUUGUUAUCACCGAGAAUAGUUAGCAACCCAGGUAAUUAUUGUACAGGAUGACGAGUGUUGGUGUAAAAUAUAGUAUGAAUCCACCCACAUUACAGCAAAUGCAGACAACUGCUUUACUUUCCUUACUCAAUCUCAGUAACUUGACUGAUCCCACAAUUGACGGUCCACAAUUGUCUGAGAACGCAGUCGCAGGCUUGAAGUUGCCGUCAUCUGGGCUUCCAGUAUGGAAGGUAUUGGUUCUAGACCAGCAAACGAAGGAUGUGCUUGCAACUGUGCUGCGGGUUCAGGACUUGCGUGAUGUUGGCGUCACUCUACAUAUUCAACUACACUCGCAGCGCCCACCAUUUCCCGAUGUCCCUGCUAUUUAUUUCGUUUCCCCAACUCUUGACAAUGUUCAAAGGAUAGCAGAAGAUAUCGGGAAGUGUUUAUAUGAAUCAUUCUAUCUCAAUUUUGUGGAGCCUCUUCCCCGGGCACGCUUGGAAGAACUUGCUGUUAUGGUUGCGAGAGAAGGUACCGGUGAUUUAGUAGAACGAGUCUUGGAUCAAUACCUAUCCUUCGUCGCACCGUCUCCAUCGUUAUUUUCCCUUUUGUCACCUUUUCCACGGGCUUCUCCAAAUAACUUGGGGUCUUCCCAUCCUCCACCUAAACUUCAUUCUUCUUACAAAUAUCUCAACUCUCCAUUAUCUACGGAACAGCAGAUCGAGGAAGAGACUGAAAGAAUUGCAAGUGGUCUUUUCAGUGCUGUUGUCACACUGGGUCAUGUGCCAAUAAUUCGUGCGCCAAAGGGAAAUGCAGCAGAGAUGGUUGCAAAGAAGGUUGAACAGAAAAUUCGAGACGCUAUUCUCAUGGCUUCCCGUUCGCACUCGACAAAUUCAUUAUUCUCUCAAGAUGCAACUGCGUUAUCGAGUCUACAACGACCACUUCUUCUUAUCCUGGACAGAAAUGUUGAUCUGGUAUCGAUGGUUUCGCACGGGUGGACCUACCAGGCCCUCGUUUCUGAUUGCCUCGGGAUAAAGCUGAAUCGAGUAAUUAUCGCUCAACCUCAGAAACGAUCUUACGAUCUCGACUCUAGGGAUUUCUUUUGGUCCAGAAAUGCGGCCAAUCCAUUUCCACAAGUUGCGGAGGAAAUCGACACCGAGUUGAACAAAUACAAGCAGGACGCCGCCGAGAUUACCCGCUCAACGGGUAUCAGUGAUGUCAACGAUAUUUCACAGUUGGAUGUUUCAAACAACGCUGCUCACCUAAAGACCGCCAUCACGCAGUUACCAGAGUUGACGGCACGGAAAGCGACUCUCGAUACUCAUAUGAAUAUCGCCACUGCCUUGUUAGAGCAGAUUAAAAGCAGAGGUCUAGAUGAGCUUUUCAGUGUAGAGGAAGCUAUCAACAAGCAAAAUGUUGCGUCAAUCCUCGAGCUAUUGCGCGCCAAACGUCCAGAUGGUGCCCCGGCUCCCCAAGAUAAACUACGUCUUGUUUUGGUAUUCUACCUGUCUUCACACGGUACCAUCUCCAAGGACGACAUCACUGAACUUGAAAAAGAAUUGAAAGGUGCCGGAGCUGAUGUUGCUGCAUUUGAAUACGUCAGACGAACUAGGGAAAUUUCUCGCAUGACCAUGUCAGCGACCACGGGUGGCGCCUCGACACCCGUGCUGGGAGGAGGGCAAGGAGAGUUAUUCAGAGGAUUCAGUGCUCUCGGAAACAGGCUCACUGACCGUCUGAAAGAAGGAGGCCUAGAGAACCUUAUAUCAGGAGUGAAGAACUUUUUGCCUGCCAAUAAGCUAUUCCCUGUCACGAGAGUGACUGAGGCUUUAAUGGAUUCUUCGUCGGCAUCCAAUCAAUCUCUGCAAGAAACUGAUGAAUAUAUUUUCCUUGAUCCGCGUGCGCCACGACACGCUAAUGAUGGAAUGUCCGGUGGACCGGACGGUUCGAGUCGAGCGAAACGUAUGGCAUACUCUGAAGGCGUGGUCUUUGUUAUCGGCGGCGCAGGAUACGUAGAGUAUGGUAAUUUAGCAGAAUGGGCUGAAAAGGCAGGGAAAAGGGUGACAUACGGUGGUACAGAGAUUCUGGAUCCAGGAGAGUUCGUCGGCAUAUUAGAAGAAUUAGGGAAGAAUAAUACAUAGAAGAUCCAAAGAAGUUGCAUUGGUAAUCUUUGAUGAAGUCAUAGAAUACACUGAUACACUUAUAUUGGUCACUGAACAAGCGUCCUAUCACCAGCGAAAA
This is a messenger RNA of Serpula lacrymans var. lacrymans S7.9, 2241 nucleotides long. RefSeq lists its product as uncharacterized. Gene Ontology annotation, biological process: intracellular protein transport; endoplasmic reticulum to Golgi vesicle-mediated transport. The transcript is spliced from 9 exons. The record is from RefSeq and is a predicted model, not a curated record. The coding region runs from base 72 to 2141 and encodes 689 amino acids. Lineage: Eukaryota; Fungi; Basidiomycota; Agaricomycetes; Boletales; Serpulaceae. Gene Ontology annotation, molecular function: syntaxin binding. Gene Ontology annotation, cellular component: cytosol; Golgi membrane.